AUGGUGGGGACCCCUCGCGGAACUAACGAGCACUCGGCGCGAGCCCCUGCAUUCAACUCUGGCGGCGGCGGUGCGGCGGCGGCGGCGGCGGCUGCGACGGCUUGCUACAAUGGCCAAGAGGAGGAGGUAGAGGUGGAGGAGGUAGAGGAGAAGGAGGUAGAGGAGGAGGAGGUAGAGAAGGAGGUAUAUGAGGAGGAGGUAGAGCAGGAGAAGGAAGAGCAGGAGGAGGUAGAGGAGGAGAUAAAAGAGGAGGAGGUAGAUGAGGAGAUAAAGGAGGAGGAGGUAGAGGAGGAGGUAGAGGAGGAGGUAGAGGAGGAGGUAGAGGAAGAGGUAGAGGAGGAUGAGGUAGAGGAGGAUGAGGUAGAGGAGGAUGAGGUAGAGGAGGAUGAGGUAGAGGAGGAUGGGGUAGAGGAGGAGGUAUAUGAGGAGGUAGAGCAGGAGGAGGUAGAGGAGGAGGUAGAGGAAGAGGGGGAGGAGGAGGAGGGAGGAAACAGGGCGACUCGUCUCACCCCACUGGAACUGAACGUUUUCACCCUGUUUUAG
Bacillus rossius redtenbacheri is the source of this 543-nucleotide messenger RNA. RefSeq names its product gelsolin-related protein of 125 kDa-like. NCBI's taxonomy places the organism in Eukaryota, Metazoa, Arthropoda, Insecta, Phasmatodea, Bacillidae. The record is from RefSeq and is a predicted model, not a curated record. The coding region runs from base 1 to 543 and encodes 180 amino acids. The transcript is spliced from 2 exons.